Molecule: messenger RNA, 1750 nt
Organism: Elaeis guineensis (African oil palm)
Lineage: Eukaryota; Viridiplantae; Streptophyta; Magnoliopsida; Arecales; Arecaceae
Product: protein CIA1
Biological process (GO): iron-sulfur cluster assembly
Cellular component (GO): cytosolic [4Fe-4S] assembly targeting complex
Molecular function (GO): protein binding
Source: RefSeq, a predicted model, not a curated record
UGGUCCGUCUACGUGUACACGCCGCCUCGGCGUCCCAUCCGUACGCUGGACGCUUCUUUCCUCACCGUUUCAUCGCCUUUUAUUCCGGACGAACUCCCUCCGAGAAGACUAUCGGUCGGAGCGCCAAUUAUCACUCUCUACUGGGUCCCGGCGAAGACCCAGAAACCCCAAGCUCUCUCACGAUCGAAACCCUAGGUCUCUCUUCUUUCAGCCGGUGAAUCGAAUUGGUUAUUUGGUUUUAUUGGCUCCACUGAUCUCCGGCGGCGGGUGGCUGCGGAGGAUGGAUAUCUUGGAGAGGAACCUGGAGCUGAGGGAGAGACAGCGACUGGAAGGUCACACCGAUCGAGUCUGGAGCCUGGCAUGGAAUCCGGCGGCCGGAGUCUCUGGGAUUCCGGCGAUGCUGGCCUCUUGCAGCGGCGACAAGACCGUCAGGAUCUGGCAGCAGGAUCCCUCUGGUUCUUGGGAUUGCUUGGCUGUUUUGGAAGAUACUCAUACUCGCACAGUCAGGUCUUGUGCUUGGUCUCCUAGUGGAAAGUUAUUGGCAACAGCAAGUUUUGAUGCUGCUACUGCUGUCUGGGAACAUAUUGGUGGGGACUUCGAAUGUGUUGCUACACUGGAAGGUCAUGAAAAUGAAGUCAAGAGUGUCUCAUGGAAUGCUUCUGGUUCCUUGCUAGCCACAUGUAGUCGAGAUAAGACUGUUUGGAUAUGGGAAGUGCAACCUGGUAAUGAGUUUGAGUGUGUAUCAGUCUUGCAAGGUCAUACACAGGAUGUCAAGAUGGUGCAGUGGCACCCAUUUUUGGAUGUUUUGGUUUCUGUCAGCUAUGACAAUUCAGUCAAGAUCUGGGCAGAGGAUGGCGACAGUGAUGAUUGGCAUUGUGUGCAAACACUAAAUGAAGCUAGCAGUGGUCAUACAUCAACAGUCUGGGCAGUGUCUUUCAGCUCUAAUGGAGAUAGAAUGGUUACCUGCAGUGAUGAUCUGACAUUAAAGAUAUGGGACACUAGUAGCAACCCAUCUGAGACAAGUGACAGUAACUGUGGAUCUUGGAGACAUCUCUGUACUAUCUCUGGUUAUCAUGAUCGAACCAUAUUUUCAGUUAAUUGGUCAAGGGAGGGUGUAAUCGCUAGUGGAGCAGCUGAUGAUGCUAUUCGUCUUUUUCUUGAGAGUAAAGACAAUUCGGUUGAUGCACCAUCCUACAAGUUAUUGUCUAAGAAAGAAAAGGCCCAUGACAUGGAUGUAAACUCAGUACAAUGGAAUCCUAAGGAACCUGGAGUACUGGCCUCAGCCAGUGAUGAUGGGACAAUAAAGAUAUGGGAACUAUUGGAAGUACCCCGAUGAUAAUUUUUGCUGUAUGCAGGCUUACGUCGGAUGUCUUUCAUUUAAUUGAUGGGUCUGCAGAGUAGGAGCCGAAAUAAGUCAAGGACAUGGUAGUCUCAUGGUGCUCUUGUGAGACUACUGGCAUAGACAUUUUAUUCAUGCUUGCCUUCUCAAAUUUCUUCUUGUGACCACCCUUUUUAUCUCUAUCCAAAUGAAAAUGUGUGGUGAGGUGAGAAAAACUUGCUUCAGCACGCAUGCAAUCGUGUAUGCAUGUGCACGCGCAUAUGUGCAAGGGAGAGGGUGUGCGGGGGUGUAAUCAUAUUUUUGGAAUCGAUGAUAUCAUUUCUAUGCUUUGUCGUUGUUGGGAUUGUUGCCGGUAGUAGAGUUUUUUAAAGUAUUGUUUUUGCUGGUAUGGUGUUUAACCAAAAGCUGUUU